Molecule: messenger RNA, 1323 nt
Organism: Annulohypoxylon maeteangense
Lineage: Eukaryota; Fungi; Ascomycota; Sordariomycetes; Xylariales; Hypoxylaceae
Product: short-chain dehydrogenase
Exons: 4
Coding region: 242-1273 (343 amino acids)
Source: RefSeq, a predicted model, not a curated record
UGACAUCAUUUUUUUUUCGUAUCGCGAAGCUAUCAGCGCCGUGGGAUUCACCUCGAAACUUAGGUAUCUUUAAGAUAUAUGAGGUAUUGGCGAAGAUGGGCGUGCGAAAGAGUCCAACGUCGAGUAUAAAAGGGGGACAUGCUCAAAGGUUUUUUUCUAGUAUCCUCAUGAACACAGACGGCCACAACAUAUCCAAUCCCACGAAAAAAUCUAUUCUAGAACUCGACAACCAUCUUUUACCAUGGCAAUGAUAUCGCAGAACCCCUUUCAGCUCACUGGGCGCUAUGCUGAGCGCAACAAAUGGGAGGUGAUCAGCGGCCCAGGCGACUCUCGUCCAACUGGGCUACAGAUAAUCGAAGACGAAGGCCUCAUCGGAGCUAUGAGCAACAAGGUCGUCCUCAUCACGGGAGUGUCUUCAGGUAUGGGUCCAGAAACUGUCCGCGCCAUAGCAUCAACGGGAGCCACCAUAUUCGCAACGGCCCGGAACCUCGACAAAGCGCGGGAAGCUCUCGGCGAUUCCCUCCUCGAGACUGGCCGUGUGCACCUUCUAUUUAUGGAUCAGACGGACCUCUCGAGCGUUCGUGCGUGCGCUGAUGAGUUUCGACAACAGUGCGAUGGCAAGCUCAAUAUUCUGAUCAAUAAUGCUGGUGUCAUGAAAACCCCUGAAGGUCGUACCAAGGAUGGGUUUGAGCUGCAAUUCGGAACAAACCACUUGUCUCACUUCCUUCUCUUCUAUCUACUCAAGGACCUCCUGCUAGCUAGCUCGACACCCGGGUUCCACUCAAGGGUCGUCAAUGUUUCGUCUGUAGGCCAUCGUGACGGGCCGGUACGCUUCGAUAAUCUGAAUCUCGAGGGCGAAUAUGAUGGCUGGGCGGCAUACGGGCAGUCGAAGACGGCUAAUAUCUAUAUGGCAACCCAAAUCGAACGACUCUACGGCGCGCAGGGCCUCCACGGGCUCAGCUUGAGCCCCGGCAGCUUCGCCAGUCCGAACUUGCAGAAAUUCUGCCAAGACGAUAUGGACGCGGCUCAGAUGGAUGAGCGGAUGGCGAAAUAUUUCACCAACGUGCAACAGGGGUGUGCGACGAGCGUCUACGGCGCCGUGUCGAAAGAUUUAGAAGGCAAGGGAGGUUUGUACCUCGAGGGUGCAUCGGUAGCUGGGCCGGUCCUUGGCGAUUAUGAUAGGGUUGAGUAUGGGUAUAAUGAAUGGGCGUUUGAUCGUGAGAAGGAGGAGAAGGUGUGGGAGGUUAGUAAGAAGUUGGUCGGUGUUGAGUGAACAAACGCGGGAAUAUGAGUGCACAUGACUCAUAAACAUAGAAUUGUCGG